This is a messenger RNA of Aspergillus pseudotamarii, 1476 nucleotides long. RefSeq names its product ankyrin repeat-containing domain protein. Gene Ontology annotation, molecular function: protein binding. NCBI's taxonomy places the organism in Eukaryota, Fungi, Ascomycota, Eurotiomycetes, Eurotiales, Aspergillaceae. The transcript has a single exon. The record is from RefSeq and is a predicted model, not a curated record. The coding region runs from base 1 to 1476 and encodes 491 amino acids.
AUGGGGAUCAAUCUUCUAGAUCUACACAACGAGCUUCUCCUCUAUCUAGGAGAACUAUCCCCCAUUGGCGUGCUGAACAGUUUAAUCCUUACAAACCGUCGCUUAGCAGAAUUGCUCAAUCCAGUACUAUGGCAAUUUGAAGGCCCUGGAGCUGAAAAUAUGAACCUCAAUCCGCCAGACCUUUCGACGGAAUUCCAACCCAGAAUACAGAGUGCCGAGGAAUUACUCCCCUAUGCUAUUUCAACCAACAACCCAUUGAUGAUAAAGAAAGUUCUUCAACAGAGCCCUCUCGACUAUCAGUGCGACCCCAACAUGAUAAUCUAUACAUUUCAGACUGCGGUAGAUGCAGGGCAAUACGAGUGCGUACAGAUGCUGCUGGCCGCAAUGGAAGAGCAACAUGAGACAUUUGAUGUUGCAACUAUGCGCGCCGUAAUACAGAUUGCGAUGGAUCAAUGUAACCUGCCUAUCAUGGAGCGGCUAUUACAGCAUAGCAAGAUCUCAAAGAAAAGCUGGAUCAAUAUCGGGAAACAAGCCUUGAAGAUGCAUAAUGAGCAACUUUUGCGGAUUAUUCUCGAUUGCAGCAGUCAGAGUGACCCAGCCCCACAGCAGGCUGAUCUGAACCAUAUUCUUCAUUUUACGGCCAUAAUCGGCUAUGUCCCGUCCGUGGCGCUGCUGUCAGAACGAGGAGCGGAUGUCAACAUGAUGGGACUUGAUGUUACGCACCCGUGGGAUACCCCCGUUGAUACCGCUGCUCGGAGGAAUCACCUCAACGCGGUCGACUGGAUGAUUGAUCAUGGGGGCUAUAUCAAUACUAAGCUCCCCAAGGAACAGACGGUAGCUGCAGCGGCUAUUGGCAAAUUACCAGCACUGGAUCUGUUCGCCAGCCAUAGACGGGAUAUCUGUGGCAAAGUUUGUGACGAUUCCUUAUACCCUCCUUCAUCCCAGGGGCUGCCAACAGGUUUUGGGGUGGAAGCCAGAAACUUCGACCGCUGGAUUCUAUCGCUGGCGUUCUCCAAUUGUCCCACAACGAUAUCACAACUCCUGGACCAGCUCGAUUUAGCCCGAAUAGGCGAGGAGAUUCUAUUCCGCACUUUAUCCUGGCGAGGAAACCCACUGUUACUGAAGGAACUGCUAGCCAGAGGGGUCUCUUUUGCCGCCAGGCGUGAGAAUAAUAACAUUCUGCACUGCAUCGCUAGUAAUACAUUCGACCAGUGUAAUGACGAUCAAAUACAACAUAAUAUCGAUGCCGCAGAGUUUGUUAUUGAUGUCCGUCCCAAAACACUCUCAGAGGCUGGUAAAAAUGGAAACACACCGCUUCACUUGGCCUUCGAUAGCCAGAUGCCUUUUAUGAUCACCGCGUUGCUAAAACGGGGAGCCUGCCCUCAUAUCCCUAACAACCAUGGUAUAACACCAAUAGGGCUGAUGCCGGAUUACUGGGGGGAUAGGUCAGAACAGAUGUUUGCGGCAUAUCUUUAA